CACCAAGGAGAGGACCACAAUGAACAAGUUGCCCAGCAGGGUCAAGAGGCCCUCCUGUUGACCAGAUGCUUUCAGGUUCCCAUGUCUCGUCCAGAUUCACCCUCUAGAGAUAAUCCCCAAUAUUGGGGAACUGGAGAAGCCAUUGGAGGGAGGAGCUUCCACAAGGAAAGAUUUGGAGCCUAGGAUAAAGAGCACAGAGGAAUCUUCAAAAGAGACCAUUCCAGAAGAAGAAUCAUCAUAUAGAGUGAAAAUUGUGAAAGAAAAUUGGAAGCAGUGCUGAUCAUUGAUACUCUACUUCUGAGGAUUGUUGGGAAAGUAAGAGCCAGGUAAAGAGUCAGAUGAAGAAGGAGAAGAAGGUGAGAAAAAUGACCAAACAUCAGAAGAUUCAAAAUAGAGACAAAAUAAAUGAACAUAAGGAACAUGGCAAAGCUUACACUAAAUCUUCACAUUUUACUGAAAAUCAAAAGAACCAUGCUGUUGAGAAGGCUUAUAAAUGUCAUGAAUGUGGGCUAACAUUUACUCACAACUCAAGAUUUAUUCAACAUCAGAAGAUUCAUACUGGAGAGAAGCCUUAUACAUGUAAGGAAUGUGGGAAAGUCUUCAAUAAAAACUCAACCCUUGUUAAUCAUCAGAGAAUUCAUACUGGGGAGAAGCCUUAUAAAUGUAAGGAAUGUGGGAAGGCCUUCACUCAAAAUUCAAUCCUUAUCAAACACCAGAGAAUUCACACUGGAGAGAAGCCAUACAAGUGUGAUGAGUGUGGGAAAGCCUUCAUUGAGAGUUCUGCCCUUAUUGUACAUCAGAUGACUCAUACUGGAGAGAAGCCUUAUACAUGUAAUGAGUGUGGAAAAGCCUUCAGUCAGAUGUCAAACUUUAAAGUACAUCAGAAGAUUCAUGAUGGAGAGAAGCCUUAUAAAUGUAACAAAUGUGAGAAAGUCUUUGGUCAGAGCUCAACCCUUUUCAAACACCAGAGAAUUCAUACUGGAGAAAAGCCCUAUAAAUGUAAUGAGUGUGGGAAAGCCUUUAGUCGAAGGUCAAACCUGAAGGUACAUCAGAAGAUUCAUACUGGAGAGAAGCCUUAUAAAUGUAAUCAGUGUGAGAAAGCCUUCACCCUAAGUUCUUCU
Vombatus ursinus (common wombat) is the source of this 1121-nucleotide messenger RNA. Its product is annotated as zinc finger protein 239-like. Gene Ontology annotation, molecular function: DNA-binding transcription factor activity, RNA polymerase II-specific; RNA polymerase II cis-regulatory region sequence-specific DNA binding. The annotation marks the transcript as partial. The record is from RefSeq and is a predicted model, not a curated record. NCBI's taxonomy places the organism in Eukaryota, Metazoa, Chordata, Mammalia, Diprotodontia, Vombatidae. The transcript is spliced from 3 exons. Gene Ontology annotation, biological process: regulation of transcription by RNA polymerase II.